AUGGGUCGCGUUCGUACCAAGACCACCAAGCGCGCUGCUCGCGUUCUCAUCGAGAAGUACUACCCGCGUCUCAACCCGGUGGACUUCCAAACCAACAAGAAGGUCAUUGACGAGGUGGCCAUCGUCCCCUCGAAGCGCCUGCGCAACAAGAUCGCCGGUUUCACCACCCACCUGAUGAAGCGCAUUCAGCGUGGUCCGGUUCGCGGUAUCUCGUUCAAGCUCCAGGAGGAGGAGCGUGAGCGCAAGGACCAAUACGUUCCGGAGGUCUCGGCUCUCGACCCGUCGGUGGCUCCUCUGGAGGUCGACCCCGACACGGAGGAGAUGCUCCACAGCCUUGGCUUCGACAACCUCCCAGUGACUGUGACCGCCCCCAUCACUGCCCAGCAGAUUCCGGAGCGCAAGGGCCGCCACGUCCCGGGUGCCGGUCGCCGUUAA
Molecule: messenger RNA, 435 nt
Organism: Malassezia pachydermatis
Lineage: Eukaryota; Fungi; Basidiomycota; Malasseziomycetes; Malasseziales; Malasseziaceae
Product: 40s ribosomal protein s17
Exons: 3
Coding region: 1-435 (144 amino acids)
Biological process (GO): translation
Cellular component (GO): ribosome
Molecular function (GO): structural constituent of ribosome
Source: RefSeq, a predicted model, not a curated record